Messenger RNA from Schizophyllum commune H4-8, 1647 nucleotides. RefSeq lists its product as uncharacterized. NCBI's taxonomy places the organism in Eukaryota, Fungi, Basidiomycota, Agaricomycetes, Agaricales, Schizophyllaceae. The transcript has 9 exons. The record is from RefSeq and is a predicted model, not a curated record. Gene Ontology annotation, cellular component: nucleus. Bases 1 to 1647 code for a protein of 548 amino acids. Gene Ontology annotation, molecular function: DNA binding; zinc ion binding; DNA-binding transcription factor activity, RNA polymerase II-specific. Gene Ontology annotation, biological process: regulation of DNA-templated transcription; DNA-templated transcription.
AUGGCCCGCCGAAUGUCCACCUCUCCUCCCACCACUGGAAGACAGACCCCCUCGGGUUCGGGCUCGGGGCUGGUGAGAGGCCGCGCUUGUGGUCCUUGCAGGAAGCGCAAGGUCCGCUGCGAUGGCGAGAAGCCCAUUUGCGGACAAUGUCAACGCUCCUCUCGCUCGAACGACCCGUGCAACUACGCCGAUGUUGGCCCCUCAAAGACUCAGAUCCUGGAGGCCACUAUCUCUCGACUUCAAACCCGUAUACAGGAGUUGGAAGACCCCAACCCGGAGGUGCCACUCGUCAACCCAUACGCGGCCCCUUCAUCGCCAGUGGCUGAGUCUUCUCGCUCAUCCCCAUCCGUCAUUGCAGCGCCAGAUGCUCGCGAAGAAGAUCUAUCCCCAUCGUCGGUGCAAAUCCUUCUCGCGGCCUUCCGUCCUCACGCCGAAGAAUUCGGUUUUUUCCUCGACUUCGGUCGCGUGCAAGACAACAUCACCUCCCCUCUCACGGAUCACCCCCUCCCGAUGCUGCGCAAUGCCAUAUACCUCUGGGGCGCACACUUCGCGGGCCAGCGCUGGGCGGAACACGAGGCGCGAUUCUCCGAAUCCGCCGUGCACAGCGCGCAACCCAUAUCGUUUGCGUCUCCAGGCGUCCUGUUGGAGUCUAUCCAGGCCAAAAUCCUCCUAUCCACCUAUUUCUUCCGUCAUAACCGCUGCCUCGAAGCCAUCUCUUUUCUCGCGGCCGCCACCGGCAUGUCGCUUGCCAUGGGCCUCCACAAAGAUAGUCAAGGCGCUUCUCCGACCGCGGGAUUUCUGUCGCAGUCGUUCAAGUUGCCACCGGCUUUGGACUUCAUUGAGGAAGGCGAGCGCAUUCGCGGAUUCUGGACUGUCUUCAUGCAAUGCAACGCGACGUCUGUUAUUGGCGAGUUCGUGUCGCCUAUGGCUGCCGACAAUGGGCUACAGGUCGACGUGCCCUGGCCGUUGGAGAGCGCCGCGUACGCUGAGCCUAAUUUUAUUUUCAUGACGAAUCCUGGUCAAACGUUGCGCAACCUCCGGCCAGCCCUCCUUGAACGCGGGCUGAGGGAAUAUACGCCUAUGGCGCUUGUGGCGCAGGCGUCCUUCCUCUACGAGCGUGCAGCUAGCCUUGCUACGCAGUAUCGUCCUAAUAUGACCGCAGACGACACAGAAACAUACGCGUCGACAUUCUCCACUCACGACUACUUCCUCGAGCGUUUCCGGACAUCCAUUCCCCGCCUGGACCGCUUCCAAUCGACCGCAAUCCGCGCCUAUCUCACGGCGCACUCCUUCGCGAACGCGGGCCUCAUUCGCCUGCAUGGCGUCUUCGCAGAGACGUCGGGGCCCUCCUGGAUGAAGUGCGUGACUGCGGCGCACGCCGUCAUCUCUGUCUUCGGUGCGGUCAACGUACAGACCUUGCCGCCGAUGAGCCCCUUGAUGGCGACCGUUCUGGCGACCGUCUUUCGCGUUCUCAAGUGGACCUUGGGCCGGCUGGCGCUGGGUGCGGUGGGCAUCAGUGUCAGCCCUCAGGAUAUCCAAACUGAUCUCGACCGAUGUACGCUGCUAAUGACGCUGCCGUCGUUCGCGUCUCCGCUUAUGGAGGCCCAGUAUCAGUUGGUUGUUGCAGCCGAGGGUGUUCUUUUCUAG